AUCAAAAUAUUUUAAUGACGUUGUCUCGCCUCGAUCAAUCGAUUUUUUAAACCAUCUGUUUUGAAACCUUCUAACUUUUCAAUGACUAUUAUUGUAAGAGUAGCAAGUUCUGAAAUUAUGAAUCGUCACUUCUCCAAGAAAUUCCCGUUCGUUUGAUGCCUCAUUCAUCAAAUUUCAUCGCUCCACAGAAACAGAAAAGGGAUCUGUAUUGCCGAAUUAUGUACAGUGUUGAUUUCUCAAUAUUAUUUAAUUAUUUUGAUCAUAUGCUUAUAAAUGUGAACAAUUCCAAUAAACAUAUUCCUAUAUUGAUAACAAAAUUAUUUCCAUAAAAUUUUUAAAGUUUGAAAAAGCUUGGAAAGAAAUCAGUCGAAGACGGAAAUGGCGAGACAACACAACCGCCUACCGAGUGCCAACUUCGCUCCGCUGAUACAAGAAGCGAUAAACAGAAAUAACCCAGAAAUGGGAUUGACAGAGGACGAAUUGGUGACUUAUGUCUUCUCAAGGUUAGGCUUCGACAGACGAAAUAUCCAGGAGAGAGUGGAAGAGUUCCUCAAUGCUGGUACCAGUAACGGAGCUCUGUUGAAGACGGACCACGAGAGGUACCAGUUGGUGGAGACCGGAGGCCGCAGGCUGCGCGCCGCACUCGACGCGUGCUGCACGACGCCUCCUUCGCGGCCGCGGCCGAGGCCGAUCCAUUGCUGCAGGCAGAGGUGCUGCAUGCAGCAGCGAUGCAACCUCAAGGGCAAGAACAAGAAGUGCCGCGCCACCCCGUAUCGCUACGUGGACACCUGCGAAGCCUGCGAUUCCGAUUACUGAAAUGUUCUGUGAAUGUUAUCAAAUUUAUAAUUAUUAAAUUAAUCUUGAUUGUAAAAUAAAAAUAAGAGUGAAAUGUUGUUAAACAUACUUUAAUUAUGCAAUGUGGUUUUAAAAAAUAAUACAAUUCACAAUACGG
Messenger RNA from Nezara viridula (southern green stink bug), 952 nucleotides. Lineage: Eukaryota; Metazoa; Arthropoda; Insecta; Hemiptera; Pentatomidae. The record is from the annotation of a GenBank genome assembly.